Messenger RNA from Grosmannia clavigera kw1407, 1917 nucleotides. RefSeq names its product glutamyl-tRNA synthetase. Gene Ontology annotation, biological process: glutamyl-tRNA aminoacylation; translation. Lineage: Eukaryota; Fungi; Ascomycota; Sordariomycetes; Ophiostomatales; Ophiostomataceae. Gene Ontology annotation, molecular function: glutamate-tRNA ligase activity; ATP binding. The coding region runs from base 1 to 1917 and encodes 638 amino acids. The transcript is spliced from 7 exons. The record is from RefSeq and is a predicted model, not a curated record. Gene Ontology annotation, cellular component: cytoplasm; methionyl glutamyl tRNA synthetase complex; cytosol.
AUGAAGGCUGAGGACGUAUCUUCUCUUCCGGAGAAGCUUUCCGGCGAUUUUCGGACCAUUGAGCCCUACCUGGUAGCGUUGGACAAGCAUCUCACACUUCGUACAUACAUCUCGGGUUAUACCCUCAGCGAUGUCGACGCAAAGAUUUGGGUAGCUCUGGCCGACAACCGUGUCUCCAUCUCCUUCAUACGCCGUGGGACUCUUUCCAACCUGAAGCGCUGGUUUGUCUUUGUCGAGGAAUGCCACCCUGAGAUCCAGGCUGGCAUAAAGGCGGCCAAAGCAGCCCAGCACGCCAAGGUGGCCGCUGCCAGCAAAGCUGGUGGUAGCUACAACCUUGCGUUGAAGGAUGCUGACAAAGGUGUCGUCACACGCUUUCUCCCCGAACCAUCUGGCUACCUUCACAUCGGGCAUGCCAAAGCUGCCCUCCUGAGCGACUACUUUGCCCGUCAAUACAACGGAACUCUUCGGCUGCGCCUCGAUGAUACCAACCCUUCAAAAGAAAAGGGGGAAUACCAGGAUUCCAUUUGCGAGGACCUCGAAUUGAUGGGAAUCAAGGCCGACAAGCUGUCAUAUACAUCGGACUACUUUGACUACCUUUAUGAUAUGGCUUUGAGAAUCAUCAAAGAAGGUGGUGCUUAUGCAGACGAUACAGACCAAGAGACUAUGCGAGACGAGCGGUUCAAGGGAAUCGCAUCGAAGAGACGGGAGCGAAGUGUGGAGGAGACAUUGCGCAUAUUUGAGGAGAUGAAGAACGCGACCCCUGAAGGCGUUAAAAACUGCAUCAGGGCAAAGAUCUCAUAUGAUGACAACAACAAAACCAUGCGAGACCCAGUCAUCUACAGAGUGAACAUUGAAACAGCUCAUCAUCGAACCGGCACGACAUGGAAAAUCUACCCGACAUACGACUUCGCCUGUCCUGUUACCGACAGCCUUGAGGGAAUCACCCAUGCCAUGCGCUCCACUGAAUACACCGAUCGCAACGCACAAUAUCAGUGGUUCUUGACAACCCUGAACCUGCGCCAAGUACACAUGUUUGAUUUUGCCCGCAUGAAUUUCAUCAGGACAUUUCUUUCCAAGCGCAAGCUGGCGAAGCUGGUUGAUACCGGCCGUGUCUGGGGCUGGGACGAUCCUAGGAUGCCGACGAUUCGUGGCGUUCGCAGGCGAGGCAUGACCAUCCCGGCGUUACGCGAUUUCAUCCUCAAACAGGGUCCGAGCCGCAGCGUGACCACGAUGGAAUGGGGCGCAUUUUGGGCGACGAACAAGAAGGAAAUUGAUCCCAUCGCACCACGGCAUACUAUUGUCGCGGCAAAAGAUGCGGUCAAAGUUCGCCUUACUGGAUCUGACGCCCCUGCUGAGUCCUUCACGGCCGAAAAGCCUUUACACCCAAAAAACAAGGAUGUCGGAACGAAGGCGGUGGUGUUUUCUUCGGAGAUCAUCCUAGACCAGACGGAUGUGAAGCUAAUGAAGGUCGGCGAGGAAGUCACGUUGAUGGCUUGGGGUAAUGCGUUUGUUCGCUCGAUUGAAGGAGGCGAUGGCGACAGCCCCAUCACAAGCGCCACGUUCGAGCUAAACCUCUCCGGGGAUGUGAAGAAGACAGACAAGAAGGUGACGUGGCUUUCUUCAAAGGGCCAGAAUUUCGUCAGCGGCGAAGCAUGGGACUUUGACUACCUUCUCACCAAGAAUACCCUGGAAGAGAAUGACAAUUUGGAGGACUGUCUGACUCCUGUUACUGCGACAGAGGAGGCCGUCCUCGGGGGAGAAAACAUGUCAGAGCUUAAGAAAGACGAUAUUAUCCAGCUCGAGCGUAGAGGGUUUUACCGCGUCGAUAAAGGGCUCAAUGACUGGAAAGAGGGCGAGGCCGGGUUGAAGGGUCCGAGAAUUGUCUUGUUCGCCAUCCCCAGCGGCAAGUCUAACUAG